CUGCAGAGCAACAUGCCCAAGUUUUAUUGUGACUACUGCAAUACAUACCUCACCCAUGACUCUCCAUCUGUGGGAAACACACACUGCAGUGAUAGGAAACACAAAGAGAAUGUGAAAGACUACUAUCAGAAAUGGAUGGAAGAGCGGGCUCAGAGCCUGAUUGACAAAACAACGGCUGCAUUUCAACAAGGAAAGAUAUCUCCUACUCCACUGUCUGCUCCUCCUCCUUCCGGGACGAUGAUAUCACCUUCCCCCAGUCUUCUGGGUCCUCCUCAUCCUGGCAUGAUGCCAGCACCCCAUAUGGGGGGCCUUCUCAUAAUGCCAGUGAUGGGUCCCCCUUCUCCUGAGAUGAUACUAGUGGGACCUGCUCCUGGAAUGAGGCCACCCAUGGGAGGCCAUGUGCCAAUGAUGCCUGGGCCCCCAAUGAUAAGACCUCCUGCCCGUCCCAUGAUCUUGCCCACUCGGCCCAGAAUGACUCAAAGGCCUCAUUGUAUCAGUUUUAUAUUACCUGUUCUUCUUCAUCAGGAGAUCGUGCUGCUGUGA
This is a messenger RNA of Saimiri boliviensis boliviensis (Bolivian squirrel monkey), 543 nucleotides long. Its product is annotated as U1 small nuclear ribonucleoprotein C-like. Gene Ontology annotation, cellular component: U1 snRNP; nucleus. The record is from RefSeq and is a predicted model, not a curated record. Gene Ontology annotation, molecular function: zinc ion binding; pre-mRNA 5'-splice site binding. NCBI's taxonomy places the organism in Eukaryota, Metazoa, Chordata, Mammalia, Primates, Cebidae. Gene Ontology annotation, biological process: mRNA 5'-splice site recognition; spliceosomal snRNP assembly; mRNA splicing, via spliceosome.